Serpula lacrymans var. lacrymans S7.9 is the source of this 1540-nucleotide messenger RNA. Its product is annotated as glycoside hydrolase family 16 protein. The record is from RefSeq and is a predicted model, not a curated record. NCBI's taxonomy places the organism in Eukaryota, Fungi, Basidiomycota, Agaricomycetes, Boletales, Serpulaceae. The transcript has 5 exons. Gene Ontology annotation, biological process: glucan catabolic process. Bases 239 to 1279 code for a protein of 346 amino acids. Gene Ontology annotation, molecular function: hydrolase activity, hydrolyzing O-glycosyl compounds.
UGAAUAAGACCUGGCGAUGCUUUAUUGGUUACGACAUCGUUUCACUAAUAACUAAAAAUGCGGGAUGUUCUUUUUUUAAGGGGCGUGGCCACAACCGCGGUACUAAGCGGGGCCGUAGCAACUACUGUCUCUUAAGGCCCGGAGGAGGUCGAGCCCCCUCACCUUUUCCUGCCCAUUUUCAUUCCCUUCACCUUUUUAGAGACCCGGUCGAACCCUUCAUUUUUUCAAUCUUUACACCAUGUACACUCUCUUGGCCAUCAUCGCGACCGCUCUCCCUCUCGCUUCAUUGACUGGCGCCCAUCAAGGCUCAAGCUGGGCUCGUCAUCGCAAACUGGCUCGCACCGCCACAAACUCAACCAAAACAUACGCAAUUCAAGACUUUUAUCAAGGAGAAGAUUUCUUCAACGAAUGGUACUUCUUCACUGGAGCCGACCCUACCAGUGGAAAUGUUAACUACCAAAGCCAAAGCGACGCACAGAGCAAGGGCCUCGCAUAUGUUAACAGUAGUGAUAACUCAACGGUAUUGCGCGUUGAUUCGUGGAGUUCUGUGCAGUCAGGUGGCAAUCGUGACUCAGUUCGGAUCAGCUCCAUGAAAAACUACACUGGCGGUCUGUUCAUUCUGGAUGCAUCUAACAUGCCCACAGGAUGUGGCACAUGGCCGAGCUUUUGGUCUACUGGCCCAAACUGGCCUUUGGCGGGAGAAAUUGACAUCGUCGAGGGUGUCAACAACCAAGCCACCAAUCAAUAUACUCUUCACAGCGGCAUAGAGACACCGUGUACACUUAGCACCCCCCCUGCAAACAACACCGCGGCAUCGCUCAACAGUACCCUUGUCAACUUUACGGGUCACCUGAUGGGCACCAACUGCUACAGCAACCAAUCAUCUGACGGUGGAUGCGCUAUCGGCGAUACUGAUACUCGCUCUUUCGGAAAUGGCUUUAACGGUGCUCAAGGUGGCGUUUUUGCACUUUUGUGGGAGAACUCCGGCAUGUCCAUGUGGCACUUUGCUCGCUCCGAGAUACCUAGCGAUAUCACUGCUCGUGCGCCUCAGCCCUCGAACUGGAGUACUCCCGUUGGCUACUGGUCGGGUGAGACAUGCAACAUUGGUGAAAGUUUCUACGAACACACUCUGGUAUUCGAUACUACUAUCUGUGGAAACUGGGCCAGUGGUGCUUAUGGAAGCUCUGGCUGCCCUGGUACAUGCUCUGACAUGGUUGCCAACGCCACCAACUUUGCCGAUGCUCAGUGGGUAAUCAACUAUGUUGCUGUGUAUAAUUAAACGUCGACCGCGCACACGUUUCUCAAUUAUCAUGGACGGUUUCAUUAUUCAUUAUAUCAUAGACAACCCUGGGACGGUUUGCUAUACAUAUUUGUUCUGUCGCAUACAGCUGUCGCGCUGGUAUUCUUGUUAUCAUGCUAGUCCAUGUGUACGGAAGAGCAGCAUUGUUUCCACUUUCUAGGCCAUUCGCGAUAGGCCAUUCGCUGUCACGUAGUAAUAUUUUGUGCUUGCUUCAAUGGAAAUAGAAUGUUAUUAUUUUUU